AUGUUUGUGUUCUCUUCACCUUGGCCUCUUCACUUAUCUUCAGCACUGGUGCAGAGUAAAGAAACCUGCGGAGUGAAUCAUACAAUCAAGCAAACCGAUUCACUUGCAGAUCAUGGGCCUCCUGGAAAUCCAGGAAUAAGAGGUGCUGAUGGAUUGCAAGUCAGUGUCAUGCGCGAAAAUCGAAACGAGUGUUUCCCCUGCCCACAAGGACCUAGAGGACCACCAGGGCCAGAUGGACCUAUGGGCAUGGGAGGUGUUCAUGGUGUCUUUGGCUACAGAGGCAUGAAAGCUAUAUUGCUCAUUUUCUUGAACUUUUCUAUUACGCUAAUCCUUUCUGUCAUUACUGUAAUGGCAACGGUGAAUUCAGGUAGAAACGGUUCACCAGGACCACGUGGUCCUCGUGGAGAUCAGGGGCUACCAGGAACACCAGGAGUUCCUGGCGUUCCUGGCAGGCAUGGAAAUGUCGGCUACCGUGGACAGGGCAGACCCGGCCCACCUGGUAUUCCCGGAGUUCGAGGCGAUUUCGGAGUACAAGGACUCAAUGGAAUAAAUGGAGCUAUGGGUCAGCCUGGAGCUCCCGGUGAGCCUGGUCGAGCAGGUAUGCCAGGACAACCAGGAGAGGACGGUGCCGUGGGCUUGCCAGGAGAGACGGGUGCAAUCGGAUCAGAUGCGCUUUACUGUCCCUGUCCGAAAAGGGAUCAGGUAGUCGUCGGCGCUGCGCAAAGGGAUGAAGAAGCUUACGAGAGAGUUCUUCGUCGACGAAAAGCUGCAGGUCACUGA
Molecule: messenger RNA, 780 nt
Organism: Haemonchus placei
Lineage: Eukaryota; Metazoa; Nematoda; Chromadorea; Rhabditida; Trichostrongylidae
Source: the annotation of a GenBank genome assembly